Pelagomonas calceolata is the source of this 907-nucleotide messenger RNA. The record is from the annotation of a GenBank genome assembly. Lineage: Eukaryota; Pelagophyceae; Pelagomonadales; Pelagomonadaceae.
CGAGGGCAAAGCACGGCCAUUCGUGCUGCAUUCAUCUACGGUUGGUUUACGAUUGCUCAUCUUGUCUGCACUACGCCUUCAUAACGAUAGAUAGCGUCGCACGGACGUGUACAGCUAGAGCUGACGCCAUCGACGCGACCGCUGGGCGACGGCGGAAGGCAGUCAACGGUGAUGCGCCUCCUCAGCCGCCAGUCCUGGAACCCAUUAGCUCUAAUAGCGACGGCGCGCACACUAAUAAGGAGGCCGGGCCUGCUCGUGCCGCACGUGGCCGUAUCAAAUGUAGACGCGCUCGACUUCGACGCCCUGCGCGCCGCGGGCGUCGCGUCCAUAAUUUUUGACAAGGACAACACGCUGACGGCGCCCUACGUCGACACCGCCCACAUAGAGGUAGCCGAUGCAAUAACACGCGCCAAGGACGCCUUCGGGGCCGACAACUGCAUUGUCCUGUCGAACAGCGCGGGCUCGGGCGACGACGCGCCCGAUUAUAACGCCGCAAAGGCGUGCGAGGCCGCACUCGGGCUGCGGGUCGCGCGCCACCCGGAGGCCCAGAAGCCGCAAUGUUUAGAGGGCGUCGUCGCCUCCCUGCCAGCCUCGGACGCUAGUACUGUAGCCGUCGUCGGCGACCGCCUCGCGACGGACGUCCUCGCGGCGAACGAAAUAGGGGCGCUCAGCGUGCACACGCGGCCGCUCGAUACGAAGGGAGACAACCCCGCCGCCUUGGUAUCGCGCUUCCUCGAGAACCGGCUGCUCCUGCCUUUGUUAAGGCGCCUCGGCGCGGCGCCUCCUACCCACCCGGCCGUCGCGGACCUCGCGCACACGCAGCCGGGGACGGCCCUGCCUUCUUCUCGGUGAUAGUAGGAGUGGGGUGGGCCCGCGCCGACGGCGAUGGUGCUAUGAUAACAUGUUG